CUGAAUUUGCGGGGUAUGGGGUCAUCGUACAACGACUUCACUCUUAUCUAAACUACGUAUCAAGUCAAGAAUGCUUAAAGCAAAAAGGGACGCCGAUUGAAUUCGGGACAUCGCCAUGGCUGCUUCAUCACUGCCACUUUUGGCUCUCCUCAGUGCGCUACUUCUUUUAGUUCUGAACAAAUUUCGACAGAGGUUCUAUGACAUAGGCAAAUUACCCUUACCGCCAAAACCAUCUGGUCUACCCCUCUUGGGCAACGCUAUUGACGUGAUCCGAUCGACAAAAGCGAGUUCGCAACACCUAUUGUUUGAGCGAUAUGCUCGCGAGCUGGGCGAAAUUGUACAAGUUCAAGUUGGGCCCUUCACCCAGUACUUUGUCAACAGUGAUGAGGCAGUAAAAGCUAUCUUUGAUAAAGCCUCUGCAAGCUCAUCCGGACGCCCGCGCUGGAUUGUCAGCAACGAGCAAAUCUGCGACCAGAAAAACGUUCUUUUGCUUAGUGCAAGCCAUCCUCGAUGGAAACAGCAGCGGAAGACCAUUCUGCAAGGCCUGACUAGUGUCCCACGUGCGGACGCUGGAAUCAAAUACUUGCAUUAUGAAACUGCCAAAUUCCUGCACCAGGUCGCAAAUGAUAGCCAAUUGGCCAACAACAGCGUUGAUCUCUUUAACGAGAUAGGGAGAUAUACAUACAGCAGCUUUUCCAGCCAGACGUUUGGCAUGGAGAUUGCGGAUGAGAAUGACCCAGCAAUCGAGUACAUCUUCCGGAGUGGUUUGGAGCAGAUUCUCGGUACGCUUCCUGGAUCGUACCUUGUCGACGUAAUCCCUGCACUCGACCGGUUGCCCCUGGCUCUCAAGCCAUGGGAAAGAAAGGGAAGAGCCCUGUUCCAGGACAACAAAAAGUGGUGCGAUGAACGCAUGCAUCGUGUACAGAUGGCCAUCGACGCGGGUACAGCGAAUGACUCAUUCCUGGGGCGCAUCUUACAAGACGAGAAAAGCAUGAGCCUUGAAGAGCGCUCCGAAGCAGCGUAUCUGGCUUUCAUGCUCAUCAUUGGUGCUGCAGAUACGUCGAAAAUGUCAUCAUGGUCAUUCCUCGAAGCUAUGAUGCGCUUUCCAGAGGUCCAGAAAAAGGCUUUGGAAGAGAUUGAAGCUGUUGUGGGGGUCGCCGACCGACUUCCCGUUUACGAGGAUCUGGAGUCUAUUCCAUACGUCCGUUACAUGAUGAAGGAACUCUGGCGAUGGCGGCCACCUGUUGCACUUGGUCAUCCGCACAUAACGACACGUGAACUGGUUCACAAUGGCGUCCGUAUUCCGGUGGGAUCUCGCAUCCAACUCAAUGCAUGGGCGAUAGGCCAUGAUCCUAAUCGCCACGCUGACCCGGAACGCUUCUGGCCUGAGCGUUACGAGGGGGAUCUCACGAAUAGCGAGCAAAGCAAAAACUCAGCCAAUGUCAAGGAUCGUGACCACUUCGCCUUUGGUUCUGGAAGACGCAUUUGCCCAGGGUAUCAUGUUGCAGAGCGCUCCCUGGCAAUCGCGAUCAUGAGGGUAGUCUGGGCCUUCGAGAUCACGCCGUCGCCAAAUGCGAAGCUUCCACUAGACUCGAGGGACUAUCCAGGGGAGAUGCCGGGAAAUCCAGGGGAGCACAUGCCAGUUACACUGAAGGUGCGAAGUAGUACAAAGAGAGAUGUCAUCAACGCGGACUAUAGUGAACUAAGGGCAAGCACCUUCUCGCUGGAGCCUUUAACUCUAAAAGCGCAAUCGACGUAG
Boeremia exigua is the source of this 1759-nucleotide messenger RNA. RefSeq names its product cytochrome P450. The transcript has a single exon. The record is from RefSeq and is a predicted model, not a curated record. Gene Ontology annotation, molecular function: iron ion binding; oxidoreductase activity, acting on paired donors, with incorporation or reduction of molecular oxygen; heme binding. NCBI's taxonomy places the organism in Eukaryota, Fungi, Ascomycota, Dothideomycetes, Pleosporales, Didymellaceae. Bases 116 to 1759 code for a protein of 547 amino acids.